Molecule: messenger RNA, 325 nt
Organism: Staurois parvus
Lineage: Eukaryota; Metazoa; Chordata; Amphibia; Anura; Ranidae
Source: the annotation of a GenBank genome assembly
AUGGGUACCUGUACGGCCUCCCAUUGCUGCUGUCUCCAUCGCCACACUCUGCCAUGUGCCACUUUCAGGUCUCCUCACACUGCUGGUGGGUUCCAUUUUGUCAUAGGGUUGCUGUAUGGCCUCCCAUUGCUGCUGCCUCCACCGCCACACUGUGGCUCCAAACACUGGUUUUGGGCCCGUGACUGGCCAAAUGAGUGAAGUGUGCGGUGAUUCUAAGAUCGACGGCACUCAUCUGCAUGUCAUACUGACUGACAGUAUUAUUUCUCUUCCCCAGCAGACUCCAAGGGCAUUUAAAUUAAAGGUACAGUGUUCUGCACUAAUAUUA